Molecule: messenger RNA, 1667 nt
Organism: Nerophis lumbriciformis (worm pipefish)
Lineage: Eukaryota; Metazoa; Chordata; Actinopteri; Syngnathiformes; Syngnathidae
Gene: ppil1
Product: peptidylprolyl isomerase (cyclophilin)-like 1
Biological process (GO): protein folding; protein peptidyl-prolyl isomerization
Cellular component (GO): catalytic step 2 spliceosome
Molecular function (GO): peptidyl-prolyl cis-trans isomerase activity
Source: RefSeq, a predicted model, not a curated record
CGGAGGAAGUGACGUCAGUUACACAAAGCGGAAACACACCGAGAACGGUUUGAAUGAGCGUGCAACGAUUUUGUAUCAACUUGAUACUGAAACUGUUUUGAUUGUUGAUGAAUCGGUUGGUGUUUUUUUGUACAUAAUGUCAGGAAUUCCUCCGGAUACAUGGCAGCCUCCCACUGUUACACUAGAAACAACGAUGGGGACAAUUGUGUUGGAGCUUUACUGGAAACAUGCACCCAAAACCUGCAAGAAUUUCGCAGAGCUGGCUCGAAGAGGCUACUAUAAUAAUACCAAGUUCCAUAGGAUAAUACAGAACUUUAUGGUGCAGGGCGGUGACCCCACAGGAACAGGUCGGGGUGGUGCAUCCAUAUAUGGCAAGCAGUUUGAAGAUGAACUGCACCAAGAGCUCAAAUUCACAGGUGCUGGUAUCUUAGCAAUGGCUAACGCGGGACCGGAUUCCAAUGGAAGUCAGUUUUUCCUCUCUCUCAAACCCACUCAGUGGUUGGAUGGAAAACAUACCAUCUUCGGAAGAGUGCAUCAGGGCAUGGGAGUGCUGAACCGGAUUGGGUUGGUGGAAACCAGCGGUCAAGAUCGGCCUGUCGACGAUGUGAGGAUCAUCUCUGCUUAUGCGGCCAACUAAACAAAAAAUGCCUUUUACAAAAUAAAUACGUCUUUAGUGUCAGUGUUUAUAAGUCUUUAUUGGACAUCACAUUACAUAGUUAAAGGAUGAACAUUUAUUGGGACAUCUACUCGAGAGGGCCGCGCGGACAUGUCUACCCUGGUACCUUGACUGCUGUUGGUACCAGGAUGAGUCCUUUGACCCACUUCCAGAUCUCAUGCUUGUGUAGACAUUGUAGGGUGCGCACACAAGCACACACUCACACACACACACACACACACACACAAACAUAGAGGUCACACACACUACUGAGCCACACUCUCAAGGAAACGCAUAGAAGUUUGACCAGGCCUGUGAGCUUAUCAUCAAUGUGCAGACAUUGUAGGGAGCGCAUGCAAACAUGUGGAGGCCAUACUGUGCACUUUUCCGCGCACAGUGAUGGGCAAGCUACUUGGAACAUGUAGUAAGCUGAGCUACAAGUUACUCUUGAUUAAAUGUAGCUAAGCCACAGGGGAAGCUAUCCGCGGAGAAUUGUAGCAAGCUACACAGCAAAAGUAGCUUGCUACAUUAAAACUACAUUUUCCGCCAUUUAUAUCUAUGGGCCCACAUGUACAAUAUCAAUGUUCAUGUCACUGAGAGUGUACAAAUGGAACCAACAAGGGUCCAUUACAAUUAACUAUCUGUCAUUUAGCUGGGGACACCCUACAACUACCUCUAGUGGUCCCCGCACCCCACUGUAUGUAUUUAUUUAGUUUGCCUUUUCUUUGGCCCACCCCUAUAAUGUUAUUAAUUUUCUCUACCUGCAGUAAAACAACAGCAUCUAUCUAUCUUGUCAAAAAAACAAUGACUUGCGUGUUGUUGGGAACAGUUGGUAAUUGAUUGAGAAGUUUAUUGACAUCUUAAAGAAUUUAAUCCAUGUAAUGCUUUAAAAAGGCAAAUGGAUGGCACAAAAAGCCAAAAGGCUUGUUUCCAAUUGUGGUCCAUUAAUCAUUAAGUGAUAGUUAUGUGCAGUAAAACUUUUCAUGAACUCAACUCACCUUAAUGCAGUGGU